Molecule: messenger RNA, 2150 nt
Organism: Aspergillus saccharolyticus JOP 1030-1
Lineage: Eukaryota; Fungi; Ascomycota; Eurotiomycetes; Eurotiales; Aspergillaceae
Product: protein translocase subunit TIM50
Exons: 3
Coding region: 176-1777 (533 amino acids)
Molecular function (GO): phosphoprotein phosphatase activity
Source: RefSeq, a predicted model, not a curated record
CCGACCUCUGCCGAUUUUCCCCCAUCUCGACAUCUUGACCCUUCCAUCUAUUCUUCUCUCCCACUCAAGGCUACCGUGUGCUGUGUGUGCUUCCACGGCGCAUGUGUAAAUUGUUUAUUCCUAUCAAUUCCAUAAAUCUCCUCCUUUCUCCGUUUCCCCCAUCUCCCAUUUCAUAAUGCUUAGCCGUGCCGUACUGCCUCUGACGAGGCCUAACGUCCUCGCAUCGACCGUCCGUGCUUCCACCAUCACCGUUCCUCACUCGCGCUGGUAUGCGAAGAACAGUAAAUCAAAACCUGCCUACAAGCUUCCCAACUCCAUUAAGGCCACACAGCCCAAGAAGCCUGCCGAGGCACCCAAGCAAGAAGACAAGCCCGCAGACUAUGCGGCCGAGCAAGUCGAAUUUGAUACCAAGGCCGACCCGCAGAGCAAUGCCUCUUCCGAACAGACCCCGCCUGAAUCACAUGCCCCCGCUUCCGAAGAAAAGGAACUCCCUCGCCAGCCCCUCCCCGAUCUCACCCAGGGUAUCCCCUCCACCCUUGCGGCUGAGCUGGAAGCUCGCCAGACCGGCCGUCCUUCGACCACUCUGAAUCUCACCGAGGAUCCCUCCCGCGCCGAAGACUACGCUGAAGAUGAGGGUCGCGGCGACCGAUCCAAAGACCACUACACUUCCUCCCUCGACCGCAAGCGCGCCCGCAUGGCUAAUCUGUUCUCCGCCCUGUUCUUGAUGGCCGGUGCCGGUGGAGUAGCCUACCUGGGCCGCAACUGGGAAAACGAGUUGGAAGAGCAGGCUCACCCCGAGACUCCGUCUGGCUGGGGAUUUGGUCUGUGGUAUAACCGCGCCAAGGCCCGUCUCAGUGACAUCACCAGCUACUACAAGGACCCGGCCUUCCCCAAGUUGCUGCCGGAUGAGGAUCCCAACAUGCGCCAGCCCUACACACUGGUACUGAGUCUGGAGGACCUGCUGGUACACAGCGAGUGGAGCCGUGAACAUGGCUGGCGGGUGGCCAAGCGGCCCGGUGUGGACUACUUCCUUCGGUAUCUGAACCAGUACUAUGAGCUCGUCUUGUUCACCAGUGUGCCCAGCAUGAUGGCCGACCAGGUGCUCCGUAAGCUCGACCCUUACCGGAUCAUCCGCUGGCCCCUGUUCAGAGAGGCCACCAGAUACAAGGACGGCGAAUACAUCAAGGAUCUGUCUUACCUGAACCGUGACCUCUCCAAGGUUAUCCUCAUCGACACCAAGGAGGAGCACGCCCGCUUGCAACCCGAGAACGCCAUCGUUCUCGACAAGUGGCGCGGCGACCCCAAGGACAAGACCUUGGUCGCUCUGAUUCCCUUCCUGGAAUAUCUCGCCGGUAUGGGUGUCGAGGAUGUGCGCCCCGUUCUCAAGUCUUUCGAGGGUACCUCUAUCCCUGUGGAAUUCGCCAAGCGCGAAAAGGCCAUGCGCGAGCGCUUCGAGCAAGAACUUGCCGAGGAGCAGAAGCGCCGCCCCCGCAGGGGUCUGGGCAGCUUCGCCUCGGCUCUGGGCCUGAAGUCCAACCGGACUCUGGACGGCGAGCAAAGCCCCUCGGAGGGUCUGGCCCAGGGUAAGAUGCUCUGGGAUCAGAUCCGCGAGCGCGGACAGAAGAACUACGAGAUGAUCGAGAAGGAGAUCCGCGAGAACGGCGAGAAGUGGCUGGCCGAGAUGGCCGCCGAGGAGGAGAAGGCCCGUCAGGAACAGAUGGCCAUGAUGAAGGGCUCCUUGACCGGCAUGUUCGGUGCUGGUGACAAGAAGCAGUAAAAGGCAUGACUUCAAAAAUCGAUUCGCUGCUCUUGCUUUGUGUUUCUUGAUCGAAUGAGCAUCAGCACCCCAUCAUGAUGUGCGUCAGGUAUGGGCGCUCGUUCUGAUCUGAGCGCCACCAAACAAAGGCCUCUGCCCCAGUCUCUCUCCGCUUUUCUCCUUCCCUCUCUCUUACUGUCGUUAUGUGUCACGUAUACCUGGGGUACAUUGUUCUCGGGGCCGGGGUUUUCUUUCAUUUUUCUCUCAAGAAGCAGGGGUUUUUUUUCCGUGAUCACGGGAUAAUUGUAAAAUAGGAAGCAUUUUCUUGUGUUGUCUUGUCCAUUCAAGGGGUAGGGUUAUGUAUAAACUGGAAAUAAAUUCUAAUCAUGUACUG